AUGCAUUUCCUUCUAUACGCAUCAUCUUUGGCGUGUGCCAUUGGCACCAGCUAUGCACAGAUCUUCGUCCCAGCAGAAGUGCAGCAAUACGUCAGCUACGAUGGUCCAUCAGCAACUGCGAGCGUGAAGCCCAAGCCUACUCAGAAGGUGAAUGUAGCCGCUGCUGUCGACUGUAGCUAUUGGCUCGAGAGUAUCAAGCAUCAAGGUCUCGCGGCUUUCAACUCGAACCCGGGCUCCUACCAGGUGUUCAGAAACGUCAAGGACUUCGGUGCCAAGGGUGAUGGCGUGACCGACGACACAGCUGCAAUCAACAGUGCCAUUUCCAGCGGCGGACGAUGUGCUCCAGGAUCUUGUGCUUCCACGACGACAACGCCAGCGAUUGUCUACUUCCCAGCUGGAACUUACCUCGUCAGCUCCAGCAUUGUCUCCUACUACUAUACUCAGAUUAUCGGAAACCCGAAAUGUAUACCUACUAUUCGCGCUGCUCCUGGCUUCGCCAACGCUGCUGGAACUAUUGGAGUCAUUGAUGGAGUUCCAUAUGGCAGCAAUGGAAAGCUGCAAUUGGGCGGUGCCACGAACGUGUUCUGGAGACAGAUCAGAAACUUGAUCAUCGACACAUCGUUGGUCCCAGUAUCCAGCUCCAUCUCUGGUGUUCAUUGGCCAACUGGCCAAGCUACGAGUCUGCAAAACAUCGUGUUCAAGAUGAGCAACGCGGCAAACACUCAACACGUCGGCAUCUUCAUCGAGGAAGGAUCUGGUGGCUUCAUGAACGACCUCGUCUUCACUGGAGGCAAUAUCGGACUCAAUGUUGGCAACCAGCAGUUCACCAUGCGAAACUUGACCUUCAAUGGUGUCAGCACAGCUAUCAACCAGAUCUGGGAUUGGGGCUGGACUUAUCAGAACAUCAACAUCAACAACUGCUCGGUGGGCAUUGACUUGACCGGCGGUGGCGCUUCCGCGCAGACUGUGGGAUCCAUUACCUUAUUCGACUCGUCGAUCUCCAACACUCCUAUCGGAUUGAAGACGGUCAGGGAUUCCAACUCCCAACCUGACACUGCUGGAAGCUUGAUCUUGGAGAACAUCAAGUUGUCCAACGUACCGACUGCAGUCCAAGGGGCAAACGGGCCCCUCCUCUCUGGCGUGUCAUCAAUUUCUGCCUGGGGCCAGGGACAUCGCUACACGCCAAAUGGACCCAAUGAAUGGGCAGGCUCGAUCACUGCAAACACAAGACCCUCAAACUUGCUGCAGGGUGAUGGCAAGUACUACCAGCGCUCGAAGCCACAGUACGAGACCCUGCCACUGUCUUCCUUCCUCAGCGCACGUACUCUUGGUGCCAAGGGAGAUGGAAAGACAGACGACACAAGCGCUUUGCAAAGCGCCAUCAACCAGGCCAAGUCGCAGGGCAAGGUGCUCUUCGUCGACCACGGAGACUACUUGGUCACCAACACGAUCUACAUCCCUGCUGGCUCCAAGAUUGUGGGCGAAGCGUUCUCGGUCAUCCUGUCAUCCGGCUCCUACUUCAACGAUAUGUCGAACCCCAAACCUGUCGUUCAAAUCGGCAAGUCUGGUGAGGCUGGCAGCAUCGAGUGGUCCGACAUGAUCGUCAGCACCAAAGGCCAACAGAAAGGUGCUAUCCUGUUUGAGUACAACCUGGUUUCUCCGGCCGGCACACCAAGCGGCCUGUGGGAUGUACACGCUCGCAUUGGCGGAUUUGCAGGCUCCAACUUGCAGAACGCCAACUGCCCCAAGACUCCCAGCACCACGAUCACAUCUUCCAACCUGAACCAGAACUGUAUCUCUGGCUAUAUGACCAUGCACAUCACCAAGUCGGCCGCUGGCCUCUACUUGGAGAACCUCUGGCUGUGGGUAGCUGACCAUGACGUCGAAGACCCAGCCUUGAGCCAAAUCACAAUCUACGCCGGCCGAGGCCUCCUCGACGAAAGUGCGAAUGGACCCGUAUGGCUAGUCGGAACGUCUGUCGAACAUCACGUGCGAUAUGAAUACCAGUUCGCCCUGGCCAAGAACGUCUUCGGAGGACAAAUACAAACCGAAACCGCCUACUACCAACCCAACCCCAACGCCAAAAUCCCCUUCCCCGUCGUCACCGCCAUCUACGACCCCACCUUCACGCCUCCCACCGUAACCGACAACAACACCGCCAUCCCCGCCGCCAACGGCUGGGGUCUCCGCAUCUUCAACUCCUCCAGCAUCCUGACCUAUGGCGUUGGGCUGUACUCUUUCUUCAACAACUACUCGACGGACUGCUCGGCCCAGGGCAAUGGCGUGCGGUGCCAGAGUCGGAUUCUGAGUGUCGAGGGGAGUUCCGGGGUUAGUGUGUAUAAUUUGAAUACGGUGGGGACCCAUUGGCCGAUUACGGUUGAUGGGACGGAUGUGGCGAAGUGGCAGGAUAACCAAGACGGUUUUGUCCAAACAAUCGCGCUGUUUAGGAAGUGA
Zasmidium cellare ATCC 36951 is the source of this 2454-nucleotide messenger RNA. Its product is annotated as glycoside hydrolase family 55 protein. Bases 1 to 2454 code for a protein of 817 amino acids. The record is from RefSeq and is a predicted model, not a curated record. NCBI's taxonomy places the organism in Eukaryota, Fungi, Ascomycota, Dothideomycetes, Mycosphaerellales, Mycosphaerellaceae. Gene Ontology annotation, molecular function: polygalacturonase activity. The transcript is spliced from 4 exons.